AUGAACGAAUCAAUCUCCCACCGAGGACGUGAGCUGAUUCGUGCUCUCGAUUUACCGUGGCGAUGGGCUCCAAGAGGGACCUAUUCACCUGACGAGAACCCAGACGGGCUAGUAACCUUUGCUACUGCUGAGAAUCCUCUCGUUCACCAGGAACUGGAGGACUUUAAUCGUGACAGGGUUUCAAUACCCCAAGCUGCAUUCACCUACAAGUACAGUACGGCUGGCGGAGUGGAACUGCCCGUGCUUCUAGCCCAGCAUCUAAAUGAGCAUUUUAAGCCUUCUCGACCGUUAGAUGGCAGCGAAAUCCGAAUCACUGGCGCGGCAACUGCCAUGCACGAAAUCUUAGGCUGGGCUGUAGGAGAUCCCGGCGAUGCUAUCAUGACUUCCAAGCCCGUCUAUGGCCGGCUGGAACUCGAUUUCGGAAACAAAGCUGGUCUGAAAAUGGUUUACGCCGACAUGACCUGGCAGGAUGCCUUUGAUCCGGGAGUUGUCGAUGCCUUUGAGAAAACAUUGGCUGCCUCUCGCGUCGGUGGAGUAAACAUACGAGCCCUUCUCAUCGUCAAUCCCAACAAUCCAGUCGGACGUUGCUACCCAAGGCAAACGCUUACGGAGAUUAUGAAGUUUUGUCAAAGGCACCAAAUCCAUUUGAUCAGCGACGAAGUCUAUGCAUCAUCAGUGUUCAGGGACGAACUUCCACCCUUCACUUCUGUGUUAUCGAUCGCGCCGGGAAUCAUUGAUGAUCAACUACUGCAUGUGACCUACGGCUUUAGCAAAGACCUUGGGGCGGCUGGAUUGCGUAUCGGUUGUGUUGUCACGCGAAAUCCUUUCAUAUUAAAGGUAGUCCAGAUGACAACUCGCUUUCACAACCCUUCGGGUGCUUCUGUAGCCAUUGUGAGCGCAAUGUUGGAAGACCGAGACUGGUACAACGCAUUCCUGGCUAGCUCUCGGUUCAAGAUAGCAGUGGCCUACGAAUUUAUGACAACAGGGUUACUGAACCUGGGUAUAGACUUUGUGCCGGCUAAUGCUGGUUUCUUUGUAUAUGUUGACUUGUCUCCAUACCUGGUUCAAGGUACCGUAGACCCUGAGUUUGACCUCUCCCAGAGACUUUUGGACGGGGGCGUCUUCUUACAUCCGAAGGAGGAGCACGGUGAGGUGGGUUGGUAUAGAAUGGUCUAUACUCAGGAGCCAAGGAUUGUGGCUGAAGGAUUACGACGGUAG
This is a messenger RNA of Pochonia chlamydosporia 170, 1218 nucleotides long. Its product is annotated as pyridoxal phosphate-dependent transferase, major domain-containing protein. Lineage: Eukaryota; Fungi; Ascomycota; Sordariomycetes; Hypocreales; Clavicipitaceae. The transcript has 3 exons. Gene Ontology annotation, biological process: amino acid metabolic process; biosynthetic process. The coding region runs from base 1 to 1218 and encodes 405 amino acids. Gene Ontology annotation, molecular function: pyridoxal phosphate binding; transaminase activity. The record is from RefSeq and is a predicted model, not a curated record.